Molecule: messenger RNA, 5016 nt
Organism: Habropoda laboriosa
Lineage: Eukaryota; Metazoa; Arthropoda; Insecta; Hymenoptera; Apidae
Exons: 10
Coding region: 1-5016 (1671 amino acids)
Biological process (GO): positive regulation of transcription by RNA polymerase II; regulation of neuron differentiation
Cellular component (GO): nucleus
Molecular function (GO): RNA polymerase II transcription regulatory region sequence-specific DNA binding; DNA-binding transcription factor activity, RNA polymerase II-specific
Source: RefSeq, a predicted model, not a curated record
AUGUCCGCCGUAACCAGCCCGUAUGGCCCCACGGAGAUGCUUUCCGACUCGGUGUACAACUACGCGACGACCCGGCGGGGCACCGCUGAUCAGGACAGCCACUCCCAGUACGAUGGCCAGGCUCAGCUGCAGAUCACGAGUAUCCAGAAGCCACGAAACAAGCGGAAAAACUUCAAACCGAUAAGCAGCCGUAUGGUAGAGGUGUCUGAUGAGUCUGAGAAAGAGGACGAAGAUCUGGAGGCAAUGGAGGAGAGCUCUAGCGAGAUACUAGAGUACGAGAGGAAGACGAUGCUGCUUCCAGCUGAGGACAGGUCCAAGCAGAGGCUGAACAACAACGAGGUCAGCCCUAUGGACCUGUCCGUGACCACCAGGCCACCGUCGUCCGAGGCUGACGACGACAGCGGCGAUUCUCUCAGGCAUAAGUUCAUCCUGGAGCAGCUCAGAUCUCAGAAACUUUAUUCACCUGGUGGCGAAGCCAGGAGUCCAAACUCCGAGUCCUCCGAGAAGAGCGACAGCGGUGUCCUGGACACGGAGUCAGGUCGUUUGGACGAUACAGCGUUCGAAGACGAGCGGGGACAGGACGCUGACGGUGAGACCGAGUGCGAAGAGAGGAAACCCUUCGAAGGGAUGAGGGAAUACGCGGAAUCGACGAUGCAAGAGCUGUUGGCGAUCUACGGGCUGGCGGGUGGAGAAUUGGCGAAGUCAGUGAGCAGACAGCUACCGCCGACCUUCCUGAACCCUGCGACUGGUCAACAGUCUCAUGGGAAGGUGAAAGUGAAAGAGGAGAAGGAUGCAUCAUCGAUGGCGCCAGGAAGCCCGCCGACGCCACCUCACACGCCCCAAAGCCCGCCGCGUCACAAUCCACCCCCGAGCAACCUGUCACAGUCGUGUCAGACGUCGAACGCCAAUUCGCCGAGUCUGCAGCAACAGCAACAACAACAGCAACAGCAGCAACAGCAGCAUCAAGACACGAAUUCUCAACAGCAACAGCAUCAAUCUCUGCACGCGAUGGCGAAUUCACCGUUGAGCCAUAUCCUCGUGCAGAAUCCAGCUCUCGCUCAACUGUUGCAACAGAAUCCGGCGAUUCUGUCGCAGAACCCGCAACUGAUGCAGUUGCUGCAACAGAAUCUUCAGGUUCAGAUGGGCAGCGUCCUCUUCCAGAACGUCAAGAGGGAGGAACCUGAAGAGUCGAGGGUACCGCCGACAAUAGCGAGCCUGGCGGCGAUGAAGGUGGAGGCAGCUGACCUGAAGGUUUCCGCGUUGUUGAGACAAAGCAUGUCUCCGGUGGCCGACACCCUGAUCGGUAGCUCGAAAAGCCCGGUUUCGCAGCCGAUAAUCGAUUACUCCCGCUAUGUGAGACGGUACACGUCGGGCCAAGAAUGCGGUAGCUCGUAUUGUAAGGAGCUCGGCUGUCGCGAGCAUUUUCACUGUCUGGACUGCAGUGGUAGGGUGUUUGUGAAAAAGGAAGAGAUGAUCAGGCAUUUCAAGUGGCACAAAAAGAGGGACGAAUCUUUGCAGCACGGUUUCAUGAGGUACUCGCCGACGGACGAUUGCUCGGAGAGGCAUCCAGGCCGAGCAUGUCCGCACAAUAGAAAACAGACCCAUUACCACUGUAUACAUGAGAAUUGCGACAAGGUUUACAUAUCGACGUCAGACGUGCAGAUGCACGCUAAUUAUCACAGGAAGGAUUCAGCGAUCAUACAGGAAGGGUUCCAGAGAUUUCGAGCUACCGAGAGCUGCGCCACCGAUCACUGUCCCUUCGUCGGCCAGCGGACCACGCACUUCCAUUGUCGUCGGCCAGGUUGCCGGUUCACCUUCAAGAACAAGGCUGACAUGGAUAAGCAUAAAUCGUAUCACAUCAAGGACGAGCAAUUAUCGAGAGACGGGUUCAAGAAGUUCAUGAAGUCCGAGGGUUGUCCCUUCGAGCAAUGUCGCUUCUCUAGGGUCUGCAAUCACAUCCAUUGCAUAAGACCGCACUGCAGCUAUGUUCUCCAUUCUUCCGGUCAACUGUUCUCCCAUAAACGGAAGCACGAGCGUCACGAGUCUGAAUUAGCCUAUAGGAAGUACAAGCAGAUCAGUGCUGUCGGUGGUAUACGGCCCCCUGGAUCAUGGCCACCGGACGAUCUCAGCGGUCAGAACCUCUCUUUGAGUUUGAACGGCGAAAGCUCGAACGAGGACAGAGGUUCCCCGUCUUACUACUCCUUGGACGACUCGUUUCAAAGCGUAAGCGACCUUGCUAUGGAUCUCACUGCUCCAACUACCACUGUCACCACCGCCAGCGGAAGUUCCACGGUGACGAUCGACCAGCAACAGCAACAUCAACAGCAACAGAGCCACCAGCUGACUGCCACGGAACUGGCGUAUCUGGUGCCUGCUUCCGGCGACUGUCCCUGUCACGUAGCUAGAGAACACCAUCAUUGCGCGUUGGAUCGUUGCGGAGCGGCUCUGAAAGAUCCCCGCGAAGUCAGAGAACAUCUGAGAGAACACGAGACUCAGGAACGCAUCACCGAUGCGUUCUUCGAGGAAGGUGGCUGCGACGACAGUUGCCCGUACGCCGACAAAGAGAAACACUAUCACUGCAACUGGGAGAACUGUCGCGAGGUUAUCCUAUCCACCGACAAACCGUUCCGUAGACUACAACAUUACAAGAUCCACGAGUACAGUCGACAGUUGAACCUAUCGUGCACCUCUCACGCUCUAUCCCCUGACGUCACGUUGACCCACCUGACGAACAUCGACGCUAUGUUCAGGCGGAAACGUGGCAGACCGCCAAAGAACAGGGUGAUCGAGAUCUGGUCAGGCGGAGAUCCAGCUACGCAUACACACGACUCACCUCAGGCGAUCUUUACAAGCUUCAAGCUACCGAAACCACAGACACCUAGUCUGACGCCUAAUCCAAUGGCAGAGGAUAGAGAAGGAAGCGUGUCUCCUUCGAACAGCCUUGGCGAACCAGAAGGGUUCUCAACCUAUAAUCCAGACGGUUGUCCAGAUCCGGCCUGCGUGCACAGAUCGACCAGACAUCAUCACUGUUCCCAGCCGAGGUGUCAUUUCUCAACCGAUAGACCUGAUCAGCUGCUGAUGCACAGCAAAGACUUCCACGAUAACGUCGACAUACCUCCUGGCUUUGCCUUCUUCGAUAAGAUGGUAGAUUGUCGGCUGGCCGGUUGUCACAGUAAUCGCGUUAAUCGGCAUUUCCACUGUACCAGGCCGAACUGCGGCUACUCGUUCGUCAGAUACUCGACGAUGGCGAUGCACGAGAAGCAGCACACCGGUCACAACGAGGUUUCCAACCAGGAAUCCUCGUCGAAUCAAGAAUGUCAGACGCAAUCGCAGCCGGUGAUGAUACAGGAAACGAAGCCUAGGAUUCAAGUGAAGAAUCCAGCGGAACUGAUCGAGAAGCCCGAGGAAAGUUUGCCCGGCGAUAUGGAGAACAGAUCGAUGAUGGAGGAGAAGGAGACGGAGAUACCAAGUCCGGAUGCCAGUAAGACCACCGUGGUGAGGGCGGCAGGCACCUAUUAUCCGGUCAGUGGACCGCCGAGUGAACCCGCACUUCCGGGCGUCGUGCUAUCCAUGCGAACUUCCGUGCACCAAGAGUCGCCGGUUCUCCCAUCGACAAGCUCAGCCUCGCCGCACACGUUGUACGGGCCUGAACAGAGCUGUAGCAGACCGUUCUGCAAGCUGAAACGCAAGAAUCACUAUCACUGCAACGCCUGCAAUCAAGCUUUCUCCGAGCUCGACAGACUCGUGGCUCACAUAGCGAAACAUUCUACAGGCGCAAUUUUGAGCCAGCAGCAACACGAGAUGGCCAGUCAGGCUCCGAAUCAGCUGCAACACGACUACCUUGCGCAGCUCUCCCAAAAACACGACUUCAUGGCUCAGAACGCUCAGAUGGCUCAGAACAUUCAGAACUUCCAGAAUCAGAUGCAACGACAGAUGCAACAGACACUCGGCCAGAUGACACAGCAGACCCAAGCGAAGGAGGUUAAGAUCGAGCCAGCGAGGUGUGGAGCGGACGUUGGCGUGCAGAAUAUCCCGAACGUGAAGAGGGAGCCGAGCGAGGUUACCAGAGACGAAGGGAACAAUUCUAUGAUCGACAACAACGAGAACGGACAGUUGUCUCAGCCAAGUUUACCUCCGAGUGUCCAACAAUCGCCAGUUCCGACGAGCUUCGAAUUGGACCUCAGCCAUGGAUUCCACUUCCCUAGCCCAGCAGUGAUGGCUGCCAUGAAUCAACAGAUCGCUCUGAUGAACCAAGCACUGCCACCUUUCCUCCAACACGGUGGCAUGUACACAGGUGGACCAGGAUUGAUGUUCGCACCUGGUCUACCGCCAACCAACUUUCUACCUCCGACCAGAGACGAGAAUCCCUUGGCCUCUCUGGCAGCGAAUUUGAACCUGAACAAGAGGUCACUCUCUCCUCCCGAUAGCAAUUCUCCGGAGGCGAAGAAGCAGAGGCUUCAUCACUCUAUGAGGAUGCUGAAGGACGAGCCUGUGCCAGAAGGAUACGUCAGGUUCAGAUUCAACGAGGACUGCAGGUACCCGCACUGCGGCUACAGAGAGCACCAGACCCAUUUCCAUUGCAUGCGUCAGGACUGUGGCUACUCGUUCUGCGACAAGACUCGUUUCGUCCAGCACACGGCAAGACACGAGCGUCUGGACACGUUGAUGGGCGGUGAUUUCCAGCAGUACAGAGCGAACGUGCCCUGUGGUAGAGCACAGUGCGCUUACACGUCCUCGUUAGGCUCGAUGCAGAACAAGGCGUCGCACUUCCACUGUCUGAAAUGCGACUUCGUCUGCACGGAUACCAACAAAGUGGUGGCUCAUAGGCGGCAACACGCGAAGCUGGACAGCAUAGCAGCGGCUGGUUUCCAAAAGUUCACGCCUAGCCAACCGUGCGGAGGCGUACAGUGCCAGCAUUCGGGCAAGCAGACGCACUAUCAUUGUCUACAGUGUCAGUACGCUGUUUUGGGCCUGGCACAGAUGUCCGCACACAAGUACCGACACAUGGACACAUAA